GUUUCCUGGUUAAAAUGGCUUCCUUAUAUAUAAUGCACCGUUGCUUGACUUCGUUUAGUCACAGUAAAGCGGUCGGAUUAUUUGUAACGUAACGUUGAAAUAAAGCAUUGGUAGAAGAUGCUCACCCAAGUUUUCAUCAAGUUGCUACUUUCGGCUUACAUCAGCUUAAUCGCCUUACAGCAGACAAAUGCUGCGAACAUUUUAGCGAUAUUUCCCUUUCCAGGACCUUCGCAGUACAUUUGUGUGCAAGCGUAUUUGAAAGCUUUAGCGGCGCGCGGCCAUGAAGUCACCGUAAUUUCAGCAUUUCCACAGAAAAAACCAUUACAAAAUUUUCGCGACAUAUCGUUAGCGGAAAUACUAGAUGGCUACGAAGAAACUAUCGUGGAUGUAAUUACAGAGGAGCGCAAUAAAUGGCAAGAAUUAAAUCUUUAUUAUGACUUCUUUACUGGUGGCACUUUGUCGGUACUGAAAAGCCCAAAAGUUCAAGAAUUAUUGCAUUCUAAUGAGCAUUUCGAUCUCAUAAUUGUGGAGGCUUUACAAAUGGAUGCGAUUUAUGCCUUGGCUCAUCAUUACAAUGCCUUACUUAUUGGCGUAUCUACAUUCGGUACAGAUCCGACAAUCGACGAAUUAGUUGGUAAUACUUCACCCAUAUCGUAUGUGCCGUUACCGCUCUCACAGCUGAGCGAUCGCAUGAAUUUCUGGCAGCGUUUACAAAACUUGUGGCACCAUUUGUUGCACCAAAUGCACAUGCAUCUUUUUUACUUGCCCAACCAAGCUGCCAUUUACAAGCAAUACUUUCCCAAUUCCACUGCCGAUAUAUAUGCGGUACGCAAGAACUUCUCAUUAGUGCUCUUGAAUCAACAUUUUGCCAUCAGCUUUCCGCGUCCAUAUGUACCGAAUGCAAUCGAAGUUGCCGGUAUGCAUAUAAGCCAACGUGCUGGCAAAUUACCUACCGACAUAGAAAACUUCAUCAAAGACGCUAAGCAAGGCGCUAUCUACUUCUCUUUGGGCUCGAAUGUGAAGAGUAAAAAUCUGUCGAAAGAUAGACUUGAGACAAUUAUGCGAGUUUUUGCUUCGCUACCAUACAACAUACUUUGGAAAUUCGAAGCUAUCGAGCUACCAAACAAACCGCCAAAUGUAUAUAUUAACAAAUGGUUUGCCCAAUCCGAUGUACUGGCGCAGCCCAAUGUGAAAUUAUUCAUAUCUCACGCUGGUUUGCUCAGCACAACGGAAGCGAUUCAUUAUGCCAAGCCAUUGGUUGGCAUGCCCGUAUUCUUCGAUCAAUUUCUCAAUAUGGAGCGUAUUAAACGUGCCGGUAUUGGCGUUUUCGUUGAUUACAAAUCCUUCACUUAUGAUGAGUUGCGUAGUGCCAUCGUUGAAGUCAUGGAAAAUCCAAAAUAUACGCAAACGAUCCAACAAAUGUCGCGGCGUUACCAUGAUCAGCCAAUGAAGCCGUUGGACAAAGCAAUUUUUUGGACGGAGUACGUGUUACGUCAUGGGGGUGCGCCGCAUAUGCGCGUUACCGCCCAAGAAUUGAAUUUUAUACAGUACCAUAGUUUGGAUACAUUAUUGGUAUUGCUUGGUGGCGUGAUCUUGGUUUCAUUAAUGCCUUCAUGGUUUGUAUAUAGAAAUGUGAAGCGAUUGCUUUUGGGAGACCAUGGAAAGAUAAAGCUAAAGCACAACUGAAAUUUAAAAUGUAAAUAAAACUUAAAAAUAUAAACUCACUUUAUAUUUUAGAGUGAAAAUUUUAAAA
Molecule: messenger RNA, 1753 nt
Organism: Bactrocera neohumeralis
Lineage: Eukaryota; Metazoa; Arthropoda; Insecta; Diptera; Tephritidae
Product: UDP-glucosyltransferase 2-like
Exons: 3
Coding region: 118-1686 (522 amino acids)
Molecular function (GO): UDP-glycosyltransferase activity
Source: RefSeq, a predicted model, not a curated record